Molecule: messenger RNA, 1561 nt
Organism: Eucalyptus grandis
Lineage: Eukaryota; Viridiplantae; Streptophyta; Magnoliopsida; Myrtales; Myrtaceae
Product: probable purine permease 5
Exons: 2
Coding region: 269-1363 (364 amino acids)
Cellular component (GO): membrane
Molecular function (GO): purine nucleoside transmembrane transporter activity
Source: RefSeq, a predicted model, not a curated record
CUCGCGGGCUUGGCAAAUGGGAACUCAAGAAAGUCAAAAGGGUGGAACUUGAGGGGCUUGGGAAUUGGAAUGAAUGUUGCCCACGCGGCCAGCCUGCCACCACCAUCACCAACCUCCUCCCCCCACUGACUGGGACCGUGCUGUACCACCCACCUAGUCGUCUCUAACCCCGAGCACACGAUUCAACGGCAUCCAAAAACGAAGGAGAAACAUUCAUAGCGAUCUCGGAGGCUUCCAGUCGACGAGACUGUUGAAUUGGCGUGUCUCUAUGUCUCUCUCGCUUUCGCACGAGGGGACAAGAAUGGAAGAGGGAUCGCCCAAGAAACCGUCUCCGAAUUUCUGGGACCAAAUGUCUGCUGCUAGAAGCAGGGCUUGGGAAUCAUAUAACAGCAAACCGAUCUCGCAUUGGAUUCUUUUGCUUCUGAGUGGCGGAUUGAUGCUCACAGCCUUCCCUGCUUCGAGCCUUCUUUCCCGUGUCUAUUACACAAACGGCGGCAAAAGCAAAUGGAUCAUCUCGUGGGUGGCCGUCGCCGGAUGGCCCUUGACUGCGCUCAUCUUGUUCUUAACGUACUUCAUCUGCAAAGUUUCCCCAACCCCUCUAAACGUAAAGCUCGCCCUUUCUUAUUUAGUCUUAGGUUUCUUAAGCGCUGCUGACAAUCUCAUGUAUGCCUAUGCUUAUGCCUACCUACCUGCGUCGACCUCGUCUCUACUGGCAUCGUCAUCUUUGGUGUUCUCUUCACUAUUUGGAUACCUCUUAGUCAAGAACAAACUAACUUUGUCUAUGAUCAAUGGCAUCGUGAUAAUUUCAGCAGCCAUGGUAAUAAUCGCUUUGGACUCGAAUUCAGACCGAUAUGGCAAUGUCACCAAUAGCCAAUACAUCAUGGGCUUCAUGUGGGACGUCUUGGGAUCCGCACUCCACGGGCUCAUCUUCGCUCUCUCGGAGCUCGUCUUCAUCAAGUAUCUCGGAAGAAGAUCGUUCCAUGUGGUGUUGGAGCAACAGGUCAUGGUUUCUUCUUUCGCUUUCGUACUCACAACGAUUGGUGUCGCCUUGAAUAAUGAUUUUCAAGGAAUGGCGGAGGAGGCAAGAACUUUCAAGGGCGGUAAGAGCUCAUAUUACUUAGUUAUGACAUGGGCCGCCAUAACUUUCCAGUUGGGAGUCCUCGGAGGCACUGCCGUGCUUUUCUUGUCGUCGACCAUCCUCGCCGGUGUCUUGAAUGCCGUGAGGGUGCCUCUUACAAGCAUCGCUGCCGUUAUAUUGUUGAAAGAUUCGAUGAGCGGAUUCAAGAUCCUGUCGCUUGUUAUAACCGUUUGGGGAUUGGCAUCCUUCAUAUGUGGCAGUGCCAGUGUGAGUAGUGAAACUUAAUGAUUGUACCUUGGCUAACUUUCACUAAUCACAUUAUGGUGCAACUUGUGAUUCAAUGUAUACCGCAUAGCGCGAAACAAUUGAUAAGACAUGUUAUUUGCCUGCUUUGCAGUCAUCUUGCAGGAGACCAAGUCAUUUUUAUCAAUGUUCAUGAACUUUGAUUGAUAUAACAGGCCAGAAAUUACUGUAUUCUCCAAA